AUUGGUGUUGUUAUUUUUAAAGACAUCGUAACUUCACAAUAAUCUUCUUGAUAUGGUAUGCCCAGUAUGCUUAAGAUUUCUUAAUUUGCAAGUGUUGUCAAAAAUUUAAAAAACACUCAUAUUAAGUUAUCCAAUGAAUUACAUUUUUUUAGUUUUUGCAUACACUCUUCUUUAGAUGAUAACAAUUUGUUAAAGCUUAUUAUAUCCAUAAACUUAAGAAUAUCACAUACUUCGAUAUUUGUUAGAGUUAUUGUGUUGAACAUUUAUCAAAUAUUUCAUGUGUGAUACUGCUACGAGACGUACAGGUCUGUUGAUUAGUCUUGUGCCGACAGUCGUCGCGAACACACGCGUGUGCUUCGUGUCGUCGUUAUUGUGCGCUAUCGCGGGUCGUUCCGCUUAUCUUAAUUAAUACAUGUUAUUAUACAUCGCUGCAUUAUUCGAUAUCUUAUCGUGGCGGCUCAGACCGUCGUCCAGCAAUGGAUUCGACGAACAACACUACUACGGCGACAACAUUAAUUUCCGUCGACCAAGCAAUACUGGUUAUUAAUGAUUAUGGAGAACACGAAAUAACAAAUAAUGAUUGGUGUUUGGGCAACAGCGUCGUUGCUCCGCUGUACAUCGCGUCGGGAGCCGAACAGUCUCGAAGUUGUACCCCGUCCCCCUCCACCUCCCGUAAUCGCGCUGGUGGCGCUCUUCCAGCCGCGGGCAACCACCGUCAACCAGUUCUGUCCGAACAUCCGGCGUCCGUGCUUACCAGGUCGAUUUGUUCGCUUUCGUAUCCGCGCCAUCUUUUACCGUGGGUCUAGUGUCCGGAUCCGUACGUAGCCCACGUUUGUUGGGAAUACGCGUGUGAUCGUUCGUGGUGUUUUUGUUGUUUGGACUCGGCGGUUUCGACCUCCACGUUUGUGUCAACGCGCCAGUCAGAACCUUCAAGUCUGAGAGUCUCAGUUCGCCGUAUUGUUUGUUCUGCCCUCCCGUCUCGUACAUCCCCGUACGCGUGAAUAGUCAUCGCCCGCGUUUGUGCGUUAUACCGGGCGCGCGUGUCGUGGUAUUGAGUGCGUCCCCGUUCGUCGACUCGUCGUGGUUUGCGAUCGGCCGACUUUGGGUCUUCACGUGGUUUCCCACGAGGCCUUGCAGUACGCCGUUAUGCCGCGAGCGCCGCACCAAUCAGGUGUAUCAAUUCCGUCAUCGCCGGUGCGUCGAUCGG
This is a messenger RNA of Aphis gossypii (cotton aphid), 1207 nucleotides long. RefSeq lists its product as uncharacterized. The record is from RefSeq and is a predicted model, not a curated record. The transcript is spliced from 2 exons. Lineage: Eukaryota; Metazoa; Arthropoda; Insecta; Hemiptera; Aphididae. Bases 477 to 806 code for a protein of 109 amino acids.